UCUGUGCGACUCACGUGGCUGCGUUUCACUGCCGCAUGUGUAAACAGUCGUGCUGCGUUUUCUUCAUUAAAAAUGCAGCCAACAGAACCAGGAUCACCCCUGCCGGACUCUUCUGCACCCGAGUCAGUCAGCUGGGGAUUUGAAGUGAUUCUCGAUGGAAACGAAAGGACGCCACCAUGUUGUCCGCACGGUCCAACCCUAUUAUUUGAGAAAGUAUGCAAAGGAGGAAAAAAUGGCCGCAGGUUUUAUGCCUGUGCUGCUUGUCGCGAUAGGAAAGACUGCAACUUCUUUCAAUGGGAGGAUGAGAAGGUUUCUGCGGCCAGAUUGCUCGCCAGGGAAACAGAAAACAAGUUGAAGAGCCCUCCUUUCACUCAGCAACAAUAUAACUCGAGGUUCCAAAAGUUAGCGUCGCUCCCACUGGAUCAGAAGAAGUUCUGUCAGGACUGUCAGCUCCUGUUGCUGCCUGGUGAACUUGCGACUCACGCCACCCACCGGAAUGUAGCUGUUACUGCAGCGCACCUCAAUAGGCCUAGCAUGCUCCUGCGCCCUCUGCAGGACAAGAAGACAAACGCCCAGUACCUUUUCACUGACCGAGCAUCUCAAUUUCUGCUGAACACGCUGGUCGCUCUGGGCUUCAGGAAAAUCCUGUGUGUCGGAGCCCCCAGACUACUGGAGCUGGCCAAGAUAAGAAACCAGGAGCAGGUCCUCCAACUGAAGAGUCUUCUGCUGGACAUCGACUUAAGAUAUGCUCAGUUCUACAGCCGGGAUGAGUUCUGCCACUACAACAUGUUCAACCACCACUGCUUUGCAGGAGAGGCCUCCAGCUCGGUCCUGCAGGACUUCCUGUCUGAGGCUGACGGGGAAAAGGUUGUCAUGGUGGCAGACCCUCCUUUCGGUGGUCUGGUCAAACCUCUGGCUCACAGCUUCUACAAGAUAUCUGAGAUGUGGAAGAAGCAGCAGAGCUCUGAUGGUGAGAUUCCAAUGAUGUGGGUCUUCCCCUACUUUUUUGAGCCUCGUAUUCUGGAAUGUCUGCCCUCUCUAACCAUGCUGGACUAUCAGGUGGACUACGAUAACCACCCUCUAUACAAGCACGGGAAGACGGGCAGGAAACAGUCUCCGGUCAGAAUCUUCACCAACAUCCUAGCCAAAGACGUGGUUCUUCCCAAAGAAGAAGGUUACAGAUUCUGCUCCACAUGUGAGAGAUUCGUGUGCUCCCUCAACAAACACUGCGCUAAAUGUAACACCUGCCCGUCCAAGGACGGCCGGGAGUGGAAACACUGCCCCGCAUGUGACAAGUGUGUGAAACCAUCGUGGCGACACUGUCGGUCCUGUGGCCGCUGUGCCCUGCCGGACCACCCCUGCGAGCAGAGCCAGGGGACGCAGGGCUGCUUCAUCUGUGGCAGCCUGCAGCACAAACGCAGCGUCUGUCCUCAGAAAAGGAGCGACGACCUGAAGUCCAAAACCAAGAGUGGAGGACAACGUCAAGUCAAGAUGAAAGGAAAAAUGAAAUUUAAAGCUGCGCGCAAGGGAAAGAAGAUCUCAGUGUGAAACAAAUAGAAUACAAACCUUUUGUUGUCUUUGUUAGAAGCUUUCACUCUGAAACACAGAUCACGGAACCUUUUUCCUAUUACUGAAGAUGUGUUGGACCUACAGUGGUUCUUGUGAAAGUCUGACGGCCGUUGAUGAUGUAGAAUUCCAUUGACAACAACACUAAACACUGUUGAAAUUAAAUGCUCUUUGGGGACAUUGAAUAUCUGUGACCGUGAGCACAUGAGUCUCAUGUCAUUUCUACCCAUCCUCUCCUCCAUGCUGUAAUUUACUGACCUUUUACGUGACACGCUGUCGCGAAAGUCCAUCUUACCAUCAUCAUUGGUCAUUCAACCUCUGAUAGAACCUGGGAGGACCGCAAGUCUUUUGAC
Messenger RNA from Synchiropus splendidus (mandarinfish), 1919 nucleotides. RefSeq names its product zinc finger, CCHC domain containing 4 (gene zcchc4). Gene Ontology annotation, molecular function: zinc ion binding; rRNA (adenine-N6-)-methyltransferase activity; nucleic acid binding. Gene Ontology annotation, cellular component: cytoplasm; nucleolus. Bases 73 to 1548 code for a protein of 491 amino acids. NCBI's taxonomy places the organism in Eukaryota, Metazoa, Chordata, Actinopteri, Syngnathiformes, Callionymidae. The transcript is spliced from 13 exons. The record is from RefSeq and is a predicted model, not a curated record. Gene Ontology annotation, biological process: rRNA methylation.